Volvox carteri f. nagariensis is the source of this 1632-nucleotide messenger RNA. RefSeq lists its product as uncharacterized. The record is from RefSeq and is a predicted model, not a curated record. Gene Ontology annotation, biological process: galactose metabolic process; carbohydrate phosphorylation. Gene Ontology annotation, cellular component: cytoplasm; cytosol. NCBI's taxonomy places the organism in Eukaryota, Viridiplantae, Chlorophyta, Chlorophyceae, Chlamydomonadales, Volvocaceae. Gene Ontology annotation, molecular function: ATP binding; galactokinase activity. The transcript has 14 exons. The coding region runs from base 1 to 1632 and encodes 543 amino acids.
AUGCGUGCUCCAUUGGCCGAGAAUUCCCGGACAAAGCGCAUCAUGUCUGAGGUAGAUGGCAAGAUCCCCUCGGGCACUGCCCUAUCAUUCAAGCCCAGUCCAACCGUUCCGCUGUUCAGCGAUCUGGCGGAUGUGUACCCCGACAGCACAGGCGUUGCUGAGCGGUAUAAGCAAAUUGCCACGGCAUUCGAGCUGGCUUACGGCGCCAAACCGGACUUUUAUGCCCGCGCACCUGGCCGCGUCAAUCUGAUCGGUGAGCACAUCGAUUACGAGGGCUACGGCGUGCUUCCCAUGGCGAUACGGCAGGAUACGGUGGUUGCCAUCCGUACUGCCCCCGGUACGGACAAAUUGGUGAUCGGGAAUGUGGAAGCUUCUAGGUACCCCACCGCGGAGUUCGGGUUGGACCCGACUCAGGAGGUGGACGUGGGGAAGCACUCCUGGGCCAACUACUUCCUGUCGGCGUACAAGGGUGUGUUUGAGCUGCUCAAGGCCACUCGUCCGGACUCGGUUCCGGAGCCCGUGGGGCUGCAGGUUGUCGUACAUGGCCAGGUGCCCACUGGUUCGGGUCUGUCGUCCUCCGCAGCCAUCGUUUGCUCGUCCAUGCUUGCCGUACUGUCGGCGCUUGGGGUGCCGCCUGCGGAGCUCGACAAGGCGGCGGUGGCGGAAGCGGCUUGCAAGGCCGAGCGCUAUGUCGGGGUCACCAGCGGCGGCAUGGACCAAGCCAUCUCCAUGAUGGGCCAACAGGGGGUGGCCAUGCACGUGGAAUUCAACCCGGUUCGCGGCGUGUGUGUCGUACUGCCUGAGGGGGGUACCUUCGUCAUUGCCAACUCACUCGCCGUAUCCAAUAAGGCCGAGACCGCACCCAAACGGUACAACCUCCGUGUCGUGGAAUGCCGCCUGGCUGCCGUACUGCUGGCCAUGAAGUUGGGAAUGAGCGCCGAGGACGCCCUGGGCAAGAUCCGAACCCUGCGUGAUGUCGAGCCCCUCAUUGCCGAAAAGUACGGCAAUGCGGACGGUGCGACAUGUGCCAACGCGGUUUCGGAGCACCUCGCCGAGCAGUACGGCAUGGCCGAGAUCGAGGAUGCGCUUGGUGGUCGAAAGCUGGGGGAGCUGUUCUCCGGCGAGGCAGGCUCCCUCCGCGCGCUGGCAGUGGCCGAGGCCGACAAGUACGGCUUCCCGCUUCGGAAGCGUGCCGUACAUGUGUUUUCGGAGGCGCAGCGCGUGCUUGACUUCCGGACAGUGUGCGAGGAUGUGUCGUUGUCCCCGGCCGAGCGCCUCACUCGUCUGGGGGGCCUUAUGAAUGACUCCCACGGAUCAUGUGCGGAUCUGUACGGCUGCAGUUGUGACGAGCUGGACGAGCUGGUGGCGGUUGCGCGAGGCGGGGGGGCUCUGGGGGCGCGGCUGACAGGUGCGGGCUGGGGUGGCUGUACGGUAUCUCUUGUACGGGAUGCGGACGUGGAGGCCUUCCUCGAGACGCUCAAGGACAAGUACUACAAGUCCUAUUUGACGGCGGAAUCGAACAGUAUUCCCAUGAUGUGCCGUACUCCUGUACGUCUUGUACGACAAGAGUACGAAUGGACGACCUAUGAAAAGCUAGAGCCACCUCCGAAGCCUCUUUCUUCCUUCUCAUGA